Messenger RNA from Pelobates cultripes (western spadefoot toad), 169 nucleotides. The record is from the annotation of a GenBank genome assembly. NCBI's taxonomy places the organism in Eukaryota, Metazoa, Chordata, Amphibia, Anura, Pelobatidae.
AUGACACCCCACAGACAUCAGACGGGACAAGGAACGUACAGCACAUCGGGAAUCUCCAAAAGAGGAAAGCCACGAGGAGAGCAAGAUGGCAUCCCACGGACAUCAGAGGAAAGCCACGAGGAGAGCAAGAUGAUGGCUAGGUGGAAGCCCAGUCCCCCACUUCAGAAAC